Apodemus sylvaticus (European woodmouse) is the source of this 3649-nucleotide messenger RNA. RefSeq names its product ankyrin repeat domain 23 (gene Ankrd23). Gene Ontology annotation, molecular function: protein binding. The record is from RefSeq and is a predicted model, not a curated record. Lineage: Eukaryota; Metazoa; Chordata; Mammalia; Rodentia; Muridae. The transcript has 9 exons. Bases 1377 to 2297 code for a protein of 306 amino acids.
ACCAGGCUGGCCUCGAACUCAGAGACCUGCCUGCCUCUGCCUCUGCAGUGCUGGGUUUAAAGGUGUGCGCCACCACACCUGGCUGGCUCAGAAGAACUUUGAACCCCAGAUCCUCUUUCCUUAGCUUAACUGCAAAAUGUCUGUCAGGCUGGCCUCACAUUCCCAGCAAUGCUCCUGCCUCUGCCUUCACAGUGCUCAGAUUAAAGGUGAGUGCCACCUCUGCCCACCGAGUACUGGAAUAAUAAGUCACGUGCAAGCAUGCCCAGUGGCAUCAAAUGUAAGACAGUUUCGAGCAGAGCCACUCAGACGUCUUUAUCUGCCUUCUCUCUCAGGAGUCACUGUCUCCCUCAUCACCAAGGGGGUUUGGUAAAGAAAGCAGACGCAGGCAGCUUUAAAAAGCACUCCGCUGACCCUCCCUCCGUGCUCUCCGCUGACCCUCCCUCCGUGCUCCCCGCUGACCCUCCCUCUGUGCUCUCCGCUCCUUUCAGUGACACCCCCGCUCGAGCUUAUAUGGUCAUCUCUGUUGAUGCUGCCUGUGCUCGAAUCCUGUUUACUGGGUGUCUGAUUUCCUCUCAAAGGUCAAGCUGGAGUUCUGGGCACAGCGGAGUGCAAAGCAUCCCUGGCUUCUGAAGAAUUAGGUUUGAUUUUUGUUGCCUAAAAACAGUUUGCUUGGUGGCCGGCUGGCAUGACUACUGACAGACCGGGCAAGACCCGGAGCAGGUUCCCGUGCCCUUGCCCUCUUGAAGGGCAAUGCUUCAUGCCCAGAGAGUAUCUGAUGUGGCCCCUGUGAGGGCUGAUGCCAGGCCGGGCAGAACACCAUGCUGGCUGUCAGCCUGCUGAGGGACAAAUCCGGGAGGGAAGGGCAGCCUUGAGACUAGCCCGUUGGGAAGUCAUAUGAAGCCCAGUUUCAUCAUGUAACCGUGAGAAUUCACAAGGCAUUAGGUCAGCCUCUUUCUUGUCCUUCCUGAGGUGCUGGUUGGUCUUUGCAGCAUCUCGGGCAGCCAGAUUUAACCUGUGAGCCUGGGUUCCUCACCAGUGGGCUCUAAACUGAAGAGGAAGAAAUGUUUCCCUUUGUAGCUGGACUCUACACCCAGGUAUCCCAGCCCAUGCAGUGGUAAAAUGGCUGCCUGGUAGAUGUGGGGUGUGGCAGGUGCAGGGUAGUGGGUGUCUGAGGAGACUGCCGACUCAGCUCCAGACAGCUCCUUACCCUGCCCCCAGCAGGCCACAUUCCCAGACCUGUAUUUUGGUCAGUGUGACAGGGCCCCAGAGUCAUCUGACCUGGGCACAAGUUUGUCUUUCCCCACCCCCAAGAGAGCGCUCUGCCAUAAAAGAGCUGAGCUCGCUUUGCCUGGUGCGUGGAGAGCCAGGGGGGGACCAUGGACUUCAUCAGCAUUCAGCAGUUGGUAAGUGGAGAAGGAGUUGGUAGGAAAGCGUUGGAAUUUGGACGUGGAGUUCCUGAUCCUGGAGGGUGGCCUAGUGGCUGGACACUAGGACCCCAAGAGGCCGUGGCCCGGGAGAAACUAAAGUUGGAGGAGGAGAAGAGGAAGAAACUGGAAAGAUUUAACAGCUCCAGACUGACUCUGGACAAUCUGACAGACUUGGAAAACUUGGUUCAAAGACGAAGAAGAAAACGACAGAGACACAAAGUCCCCCCCAGGGACCCUGAGUCUGGGGCUGAGCCCCAGCCCCAGGUCCCACUGGAGCCUGUGGGCCUGGACAUGUUCCUGAAGGCAGCUGCUGAGAAUCAGGAGGCCCUGAUUGACAAGUACCUGGCAGACGGCGGGGACCCCAAUGCCCAUGACAAGCUCCACCGCACAGCCUUGCACUGGGCCUGUCUGAAGGGCCACAGACAGCUGGUGGACAAGCUGCUGGCGGCAGGGGCUGCUGUGGAAGCGCGGGAUUUGCUGGACAGGACGCCUGUGUUCUGGGCCUGCCGCGGAGGACACCUGGACAUUCUCAAGCAGCUGCUUAACCAGGGUGCUCAGGUCACUGCGCAGGACAAGAUCUGGAGCACCCCUCUCCAUGUGGCAGUGCGCAUGGGGCACGUGGACUGCCUGGAGCAUCUCAUUGAGUGUGGCGCCCACAUCAACGCACAGGAUAAGGAAGGGGACACUGCGCUCCAUGAGGCCGUGCGCUAUGGGCACCACAAAGCUACGAAGCUGCUGCUGCUCUACGGGGCCCAGCUGGGCAUGAAGAACCUGGCCUCCCUGACACCAGUGCAGCUGGCUCGAGACUGGCAGAGGGGCAUCCGGGAAGCACUCCAGGCCCACGUGGGGCAUCCCCGCACCCGGUGCUGAUGACUGGCACCCACGGGCCAUUCACGGCCACCAUUCCACACCCACCCAGCACCCUAAAUGGUUCUCUACCCCGGUCCCAGUUUCUCUCUGGCUCUGCUUCCUUGGGCCGAGCAACAGGUAGAGCAGGCCCCCUGGUGAGGAACCCUGCUCCCUGCUGGGGCUGGAGCAUAGAGCCACAGGGCCACCGAGAAAAGGGGUCCAGCUGAGGGCCAAGGCCCAAGCACAGGGAGGGCAGCAGACUAGCUGCCCUCAGCCGGCUCUGGGCUGUCUACCAGUCCUUCGCCUAGGAGACUGGUCUUGGCCUGUUCUCCAUUCAGAUGUGGCCAGCACCUGCAUCCAGGGCAUGAGAGAAGCAGGCUGAGGCAGGCACCGGGGGUGCGGUCACUUCUGUCCUCUGGUGAGCGUUUCUCCUGGGCCUUCAUUCCUAUCAGUAGCAACCCUGGCAGUGAGCGUAGUUCCAGCCGUCUGGAGUCUUCAGCUCUCUGAAGGGCGGUUCUGGCAGGCUGAGGGGCAUGUCAGCAGGACUGAGGCCCCACCGAAGCCAGUACCUACCAGGCUGCUCUGGAAGCUGGAGAGAUGAGCUGGACCAGCCUCACUCUGGGGAAACUCUGCCCGAAGGCUCCAGGCAGCCCUGCUAGCCGUAGGCGAGGUUAGGGCGCGGGGCGCUGGGAGUUGCCUGUGGCCCACUCAACUCUUGGGGCGGUGGCCCGCAACCCUAGCUCACCCUGAGGCUCUAAUGCCGCCUGGUGCUGGAGGGAGCACCCGACUAGGCUCUGCACACUGAGGAGUCCUCCUGCACCUUGCUUUGGGACAAUGCCAACAGUAUGCAUCCCUCUCCGGUCCCGUGGGCCAGCUGGUGGUGUAGGGGACUUCACACAGGCUCCCGUGUGGCGUGUCUGCUUCCCCUCCCAGCUGUUUCCAGCUUCCCUCAUGUUCACCUGGACUGCUGGCAGGGCUGGCUCCUUAAAUGACAGGAAGUUGAUGGUUAAGAGCUGGGUCCCCACUGAAGCCGCAGCUCAGCGGAGGGCAAAAGGUGACGGCUCUGCCUCCCGCACAGCCCCGCUGACGCCCAUGUGCAGCAAUUAUUUUUUGGCUGAUUUUGGCAGCCUCUCUGGCUGUUGUUACUAUGUAAGGAACCUGACUAGUGCUCCCUCCUGUGGGGCAGACAUCUUUCCACGGGCAGGCCCUGCCUGUCGUGCCAGCCAGCGUGCACCUCCACACUGGUGCCGUGGGCAACACACAUUCUAGACUACGCAAUGACGACUCCUCAGAAGUGAGGACACUCAACUGACACACAAAGCACCUUUUUAUACAGAUCAGUGUUUUCUCAUUAAACUGGUAAUUCACCUCGG